Messenger RNA from Thlaspi arvense, 447 nucleotides. NCBI's taxonomy places the organism in Eukaryota, Viridiplantae, Streptophyta, Magnoliopsida, Brassicales, Brassicaceae. The record is from the annotation of a GenBank genome assembly.
AUGGGGAAGAACAAUAAGAUCGGAAGCGUUGUGAGGAUCCGUCAGAUGCUCAAGCAAUGGCAGAGGAAAGCUCACAUCGGAUCCAAUACUGAUCCUGUUUCCGUUGUGCCUCCUGGUCACGUGGCGGUUUACGUCGGCGAGAAUCGGCGGAGAUACGUCGUCCGUGCGAAGCAUCUCAACCAUCCGAUCUUCCGACGGCUCCUCGCGGAGGCAGAGGAGGAGUACGGAUUCUCCAACGUCGGUCCGUUAGCGAUCCCUUGCGAUGAGUCGUUGUUCGAGGAGAUCAUUAGCGUCGUUACACGGUCUGAGUCAUCAGGACGAGGUAAUCCGGCGACGCUGGAGGAUCUCCGGAGAUGCAGCCACGUCGGGAUGGUGACGAAGAAGGCGGAGUAUCCGUGCGAAUCUCGAUCGUUGCUUCCUGGGAUUGCUGAAAAAUCUGUAUGCUAA